Molecule: messenger RNA, 528 nt
Organism: Cyphellophora attinorum
Lineage: Eukaryota; Fungi; Ascomycota; Eurotiomycetes; Chaetothyriales; Cyphellophoraceae
Exons: 1
Coding region: 1-528 (175 amino acids)
Source: RefSeq, a predicted model, not a curated record
AUGUCACCCGCACCUGUCGCGCUCCUCCUCACCAACAUCCUCCAUUUCCUAGCAACAUUCUCCCUUGCCAUCCUCUCCGGCAUCGCCUUGUCUCUCACCAUCUGGUGCAUCCCCCUUGUCCGACUCGCACCCACCACAUCCUCUAAGAUCCGCCAAUUCAACCACAUCAUCCAGCUCGGCUUCACCUACCUGCAGCCCUCCUCACGCAUCAUACCAGCCUGUCUCGUUGCUGCAAUCGCCAUCGCUUUCACCAACGGGGAUCCUAGAUGGAAGCACUACGUCGCUACGGUGGCAGUCAUGAUACCUACCGGGCCAUGGGAGGUCUAUCUGGUCUUCCCCAUCAACGAUGAGAUCAAGGCGAUGGGGCAGUCGUUAGAGAAGGGUAAGGAGGACUUUGGAAAUCCGAGGGAUCAGGAGCUGGAAAGGCGGCUGGAUGAUUGGGUGAAGUGGCAUACUGGGAGAAUUGUGGCGCCGAUGUUAGGGACUGGGAUCCUGUUGGCGAGUGCUUUGGACAUGCUGCCUUUCUAA